Molecule: messenger RNA, 330 nt
Organism: Auxenochlorella protothecoides
Lineage: Eukaryota; Viridiplantae; Chlorophyta; Trebouxiophyceae; Chlorellales; Chlorellaceae
Exons: 3
Coding region: 1-330 (109 amino acids)
Source: RefSeq, a predicted model, not a curated record
AUGGGCUGGACGAUAUUGAACGAGGGAGGAAUCGCAAGGACAUGCCCCCCCAUCCAAGCGCCCAGGAAACAGCGGCUCCCCGGCAGGACAAGGGCACGGCGCGUCCUGAAGCUUGCCGGGGACGAAGGCACGGCGCGGUGCGCCUCUGCCCCCGAUCCGCUGCCCGGCCAUGUGGUGACGGGGUACAGCCGCAAGCGCCUGGAAGAGGACCUGGUCAGCCCCCUGAUCCUCAGGAAGGCCACGCGGAGGGUGGACCCCCUCUGCCCCUCCAGCCUGCUCUCCGGCCUCUGCAUCGAGGGGAGGGGCGCCGGCGGCGACGGGCCGCGCUGA